AUGCCCAUCUACAGCGUAUGCGACUCACGUUUAGCACGUGAAAACGCCGAGAAACUCAAUAAAUCAAGCACGUUUCCUCGCGUCUCACGCUUCCCAUCCCUUCCCUUCUCUACCUAUGUACAUAUAUUUCUCCAGCACUCUGACUGUUCGUCUAUUUAUUGUUUAAUUGCAGAGAAGCCGGUACUCGAGCGCUUCCUCUAUUCGAUGUUUGGCGACGUGGAGAACGCCAAGCGACUGUUCGAACUCAACUAUGCGCUGCGCAAUAAGUAUCCGCACAUAUUCCUGCAGCGCGAUCCCACCGAUCAAGAGUCACAGCAGCUGUUGCAAGUAGCCGAUCUAGUGCCGUUGCCUGGGUUGACACCGGACAAAAACAAGCUGCUCUUCUACCGCCUAACCGACUAUGAGGCCGAUAAGUUCAAUUUUACGGCCAGUAUCAAAGUGUUCUUUAUGAUGGCGGAUCUGCGCUUUGUCGUACCCGAUGAGGCGGGCAUGUGCGACGGUGAGGUACCCAUUUUCGACAUGGCUGGCUACAGCUUACGGCAUGUGGCGCGCACGGUCUUCAGUUCGCUUCGCGUUUAUAUGAAGUUCGUGCAAGAGGCACAUCCGGUGCGCUUGAAGGCCAUACACGUGCUCAACUGCCCCUCCUAUCUGGACAAGGUGCUGUCUGUGGUGAAGCCGUUCAUUAAAAGUGAGGUUUUUAAAUUGAUCAAUUUCCAUCUACCCAAUGCCGAUACACCGUACAAUUACUUCCCGCGUGAAAUGCUACCGGAGGAAUAUGGCGGAGCAGCGGGAAAAAUGGCUGACUUGAAAGAAAAAUGGGUUAAAAUGCUGAUAGAGAAGAGAGAUUACUUGAUGAACCCCGAUGCGUGGAAGAUCGACAAAAGCAAGAAACUAAAAGCUGCAACACAGACAGAAACAAACCGAGAGCCGGAUAAAAUUUGCCAGAGUUUGAAAACACUGGAAAUCGAUUAAAGAAAUAGUUAUCAAUGUAAAUACGUCUAUCGAUGUGUAAACAUAUGCGCAUGUAAAGAAUAAAAAAAACCCUAAUUUAGAAAAGAGCAA
Messenger RNA from Rhagoletis pomonella (apple maggot), 1062 nucleotides. RefSeq names its product alpha-tocopherol transfer protein-like. Bases 1 to 972 code for a protein of 323 amino acids. The transcript has 6 exons. Gene Ontology annotation, molecular function: phosphatidylinositol bisphosphate binding. The record is from RefSeq and is a predicted model, not a curated record. NCBI's taxonomy places the organism in Eukaryota, Metazoa, Arthropoda, Insecta, Diptera, Tephritidae. Gene Ontology annotation, cellular component: membrane.